Synchiropus splendidus (mandarinfish) is the source of this 1368-nucleotide messenger RNA. It is a transcript of the gene nicol1, whose product is annotated as chromosome 3 C4orf48 homolog. NCBI's taxonomy places the organism in Eukaryota, Metazoa, Chordata, Actinopteri, Syngnathiformes, Callionymidae. The transcript is spliced from 4 exons. The record is from RefSeq and is a predicted model, not a curated record. The coding region runs from base 111 to 383 and encodes 90 amino acids.
GUUUUGCGCAUGCGCUUUGCAUCAGCUGGAACAGCAGCCUAAGGUGGUCAUCCUGCGCUGCACUUGCGGACAUAAAUCCUACGUAGGUCGAUUGAGGGUGUUUGGCGGUCAUGGCAUCCGGAGGAUUCGUGCAGGCGGCCGUGCUCCUCCUGGCCGUCCAGCUCAUCUGCCUCGGUGCUGCUGAUGCGGACCCGGAUACAGGGACCGUCAUCCCCGCUGAAAGUCGCCCAUGUGUUGACUGUCACGCCUUCGAGUUCAUGCAGCGAGCACUGCAAGAUCUAAAGAAGACGGCCUUCAACCUGGAUGCAAGGACGGAGAUGCUGGUGCUGAGGGCAGAGCGGCGGGCCCUGUGCGACUGCAUGCUCGGCGGCUCACUGCGCUAAACAUCACCUCCCGCCACCUCGCAGUCACUCAACACACACUCUCGGAACCUCUUCACACGCUCAAACACACGUUCAUCGCAAUGGGCACUUUAUUUUCCUCUUUUGUCUUUUUUCUCUGAAAUGUAUGAUUUGUUGAUGACACUGGUGAGUACUAACAUCACAGGGUCAAAAUCUCAUCCUUCAUUUCAUGGAACACCACUUUGGUUUCAGCAUUUCAUAAAAAUCUAUGUCCAUCAAUGUAGAAUGUAUCCAUUAAUGUAUAUGUUGACUGUGGUUAAGAAGUUUCAUGUUAAACAUAUAAAACUGUAGCAUUUGGAAAACCUAAGCAAGUGGUCUAUCAAAGUUUUCUAAUCACCGUUUUAGUUCACUGUUAAAUCUAAGAGAAGUAGACAGGUCAUGUCGGUGCUGUCUCACUAUUUGGCAGGCAAUUUAUAAUUCAAACGUAUAACAGGCAUGAAAUAGAAGGUCACAAUUGAGGAGGAUAACGUCAUCUACUCUAUAUUUAGGGAUUUAUUUUACCUUUUAAAUGCAUGUACUUCAGCGUGUGGCCUAUCUAAGAGUAGUUAUAUAUGGUUCACUCCACCUUUACAUAGGGCCACAUAUUUUAAAGUAAAAUGUUGCUCGUGUUCCCGACACAAAAAUAUAAUUUGCUUUUUUUUUUAAACUCCGAGCAGCAUCAAACACUUCAGUCAGAAAACCUUUUUGAUUUUGCGCAGCACUGUAGCAUGAAUUACAGCACUUUUUUGUCAACCGAUUGUUCACACUUUAGACUGUAUGUAAAGAUUCUUCUAUGUAAAUGACAGAGCUGUUUUAUUUGUGUCACUGUUUAUCAAGUGUAUGCAAGAGUAGAGUCAAAAUGCAAUAUAGUAUGUCGGGAGCCGCUCGGGGGGGAAGUGAGAUUUCAUUGUUAUAUCAUUUCAAUACUGUAUUGCCACAUUGUUGUAGUUGUUUAACAGAGUCUUAAUAAACACUUUCGUGUUGUUUG